Molecule: messenger RNA, 2054 nt
Organism: Folsomia candida
Lineage: Eukaryota; Metazoa; Arthropoda; Collembola; Entomobryomorpha; Isotomidae
Exons: 2
Coding region: 834-2024 (396 amino acids)
Source: RefSeq, a predicted model, not a curated record
GGGUGGACCUACAUAAAUAUGGAGGGAUGCCUACCUCCAGAAGAAUGUACGUGUCGAUACGUAUGUUUGUACAUCGUAGUGGCCUGUUAAUAAAUGCAUACGUACUGCGCAGACCUGUACAACUUAAUGCGAGACAAGGUCAACCUGUUCUCAAGUUGUGGUGUUUAAUUCCUAUUUACACACAUCGCAAUCUCUUCAGUCAAACCAAACCACAAAUAAAUGCAGCAUGAUUUAUACUUGUGAUCAUACAAUUUCUUAUUUAAUGAUCCUUCCAGUUCACACGGAAAGACUUAUUGCAUCGCUUCAUGCUUCUUAAAUAGUCGUCAUUCUUAAGUGAACUCUGUAGAUGUGGAGUGGAUUAGAGUGUCGUUAUGUUGUAUGUAGCGUCGCUUUAAUGGUUAUUGACUUUUCGUACUUUAAACCAAGCGUGGGCUGAUGACCAAUCUAAUUUUUGAGAAUGUUUAAAUGUCCCAAAAAUUGUUUGGAACACACAAUUCAUACGAGUUGCGAUUCGAUAUCAUGCGAUCAAAAUCGUGAAAAGUUUGGCAAAAAUUUGAGGAGUGUCGUGUUAUGAAAUGAAAUGCAUGAUUUUUAUGUGCUGUAUGAAAAUCAUCAUUGCAAUCUCUAUUAUCUCAUAGAUAUGACUGUCCUGUUCUCUAUGCGGCCUUGUCCUCUCCACCACUGUGAAUCGGGAACGCACAUUUUCGCGAAUUGACGAUCAUGCUCGGAAAACGAGAAGCGGUAACGAGCGACAAAAGUCAAAACAAAGUUUAAACACCAGUUUAAAAUAUUUUACACGUGCUAAAAAAUAAUUUGCAAAUUAACUUUGUGACAUGAAAAGUAGUUGUAGCAGUGACGAAGAUUGUGGCGAGUGCGAAAAUUAUGGUGAUGGCUGGUGUUCAGAAGUUGAGAAACUCAAUCCAUUCCUUAUACCACAUAUUGUCGAAAAAAUUUUGUCCUACUGCACAUUUUCCUCCCUGAAGGAAACCCGACUUGUCUGUCGACUCUGGUUGGACUGCGGAAGUCACCUCUUCUCCACGCGGAGGACCCUCCACCUCAAAAACUUUGAGCACAUCGACGCCUUCAUGCUCCACGCCGUUUCCUUGGACGAAGCGUCAUCUCACUCUGCCAACAAUUUAUGUCGCAGUGUCCGCCUCCACGGUGAAGACUUUCCCUCCUGGAUCGUCCUCCUGAAACCAUUCUUCUCCAAGUUUGGCGCCUACAUAAAAUCCCUCCACAUUUCCCACGGCCUUGGCGACGUCACGGAGGAUCUUCUCCUCCAAAUCGCGCAACAUAUCGACGCCCUCGAAGAACUCUCCAUCAGUGGAGCGACCGUCGUCUACUCUUCAAACCGGUUUGAUCUCAACGGCCUCGGCGGCCCCAUUUUCGCCCAGCCCGUCCUCCCAACCGUGACGAGGAUAAGUCUCAGCCUUCCAGUGACCUCUUUUAAACGAUGGACCGACGUGAGGAGCUUUUUCACCGACUUUUUCUUCAUCCUUCCCUCCCUCGAAAGGAUCAAGUUUGUCGGGUGUCAGUUUCCCGAGCUGUUCAAAUAUCUGCCAGACUCGAUCCGCCUCUCGAAUUUGCGCCACGUGCAUCUGCAACUCUUUAACUCGUCCGGACUGGAUUUUUUCUUGAGGAGGGGAUUUCCCCUGGAGGAAAUUGUCCUCCAAGUCGAGCCCCUUCUCGGUCUGGCCCAUCUCCACAAUUUUUUGGUGUCAUUCGCCUCCACGUUGAGACGGCUCGAGGUGCGAUUUAAUUAUAAGGGAGCGUACAAUUAUUCCCAUAAUGCGACCGCGUUCCCUUCCUCGAAGGCGUUGGUGGGGCUGACGUCGCUAAGAUUGUGGGGGUACUGGGGGCACCUGUAUUUUCUGAAGGAUUUUCCCAACCUGAAAAGUGUCACGGUGGAGAAGAUGAACUGGGCGGUGGCGUUUCCAUCCGGGACGGAGCAGGUGGGCCGCGAUUGUCGCAGGAUAUUAAAGUUCUUUGAUGAGAAUGGAGCUUAUCAUGAUUUGAAUUAUUGAGAGAUUUUAUUUAAUAAAAUUUUUUUAGUA